Molecule: messenger RNA, 2143 nt
Organism: Pollicipes pollicipes
Lineage: Eukaryota; Metazoa; Arthropoda; Thecostraca; Pollicipedomorpha; Pollicipedidae
Product: ubiquitin-associated protein 2
Exons: 11
Coding region: 1-1590 (529 amino acids)
Cellular component (GO): cytoplasm; nucleus
Molecular function (GO): protein binding
Source: RefSeq, a predicted model, not a curated record
AUGGGGCUUAUCGAGACAAACCCGGUAAGGCGCGGUCUGCGCAAGCGCGAGGAUAGGGUGUACGAAGACAAAAUCAGCCAGGUGGUCCAGCUCACAGGCAAGACGAAAGACGAGGCUGUCAUAGCGCUGUACGACUGUGAUGACGACCCCAACCGAGCAAUCAACAUGCUGCUGGAGGGCGAUGACCAGGGCGAGUGGGUGGAGCAGACGAAGAAGAAGAAGCCGCCGAAGCCGAGGAAGACGCGCGAGAGCUGGGAGAACGAGAAGAACGCCGCCGGCUGGGAGGGUCUGAUGUACUCGUCGAGUUUCGCGUCAGCCGGCGGCCUCAGCGGCGGACUGAAGGCGUCAGCGUCCCCGUCAGCCGCCCCCAGCACCUCGCUGUCGCAGGCCAUGGCUGGCAGGUCCGGCCGGCCACAGAAGGCGCGGCUCCCUCCACAAGCCAAGAUCCCGGACAUGGCGGUGGAGAUGCCCGGCGACGCCGUCUCCUCGCUGGACGUCAACAACGGCACGUUGCUGCCCGAGCGGCUCGGCGCGCCAGCUAAGACGAGCCAGUACGAGCCGGCGUCGAGCGGCGGAUCGGCGCUGACGUCGGCCGUCUCGUCGACGGCGUCAGCAUCGCCGGCAGGCCUGGGCGGCUCCUCCAGCGGCGGGCGUGCUCCUCACACGGCUACCACUCGGCCGGGCGGCGUGCCGGCCGUCCCGCCGGCAUUGCCCAUGCAGUACUUCCUGGGCCAGACGGCGGGCAUGCCGGCCUUCUACCCGGGCAUGCAGCCCAUCUACAACUACGAGGAGUUGCACGCUCUCCAGCAGCGGCUACCGCACAUGCAGCAGCAGGCAGCGGCGGGCCAGGGUCGGGCGGACCUGCCGUCCUCGCUCGGCUCCAGCGGCUCCUACUCCCUGAACGAUAACAAGUUUGGCCGGCACGACAACUCGUCCCCCGUCCAGUCGGCGCUCAGUCAGCAGCUGAAGUCGCAUCAGCAGCAGCAGCAACACCACCACCACCAACAGCAGCAGCAACAGCAACAACAGCAGCAACAGCAACAGCAACAGCAGCAGCAGUUCUUCAACCCGGCCGCGAUCCCGCCCAACUACACGUAUUUCCCAUUCAUGCCGCAGUACGGCAUCUACACGCCCGUGCCGCCGGCGACGGCGGCGCCGGCCUCCUCGGGCGGCGGCCAGUACCAGAAGCUGGCCGGCUUCGGCGCCGGCUCCGCGUUCGGCGGCACUUACGACGGUCUGGGCGGCUCGGCCGGCGACUUCAAGGCGGGCGGCUUCGGCGGCGCCUCGCCGCACAAGGCGGCCGGCGGCGGCGCCGACCUCGGCUCCGGGUACGGCAAGGCGCAGCUGGGCGGCAAGUUCGACAACAAGGCCUACCACACGGGCACGCCGCCGCCGUUCCAGAUGGCCGGCCAGGGUCAGAGCGGUGCGUACGGCCAGCACCUGUUCCUGCAGCCGAUGCCGGCACAGGCGCACUCGCCGCUCGUGCACGCCGCGCACCAGGAGUCGACGCUGGGCGGCCCGACGCGCGGCGGCCCGCCGGGAAAGCCGACUGGCAAGCCCAGCUACGGCUACUCCUGGCCGGGCAACUAGCGCCGCCGCGACCGUCGGCCGCUGCCGGCGCCGCCGCGCCAGCCGACGCCGGCCCGGCUCGCCGCCCCUCUGUAUAUCGCUCCGCGGGCGUCCGAUGCACUCCGCUCGCGAGAGCGGCGGCCCACCGGUUUCGCCCUCGUGUUUGUGAAAUUCUUUUUGGUCAUCGGUGUUCGUUUUAGGUAUGUAGUAAGUCGCCUGAGCCAGUGUGUACAUAGUGUGCUUGAUAGGCCCGGCUGGGGGCGCAGUUUGCUUGGUCCGAUAAUCAUGUGUCCGGUACAAAGGUGCUUGGGUCGCCGGGUGCCGUCAGCGGCCACGUCGCAGCCCCGUCUCGGUUGGCCGGUUCGGGCGAUCGGGCGGCGCACCCUCACACCUGUGAUACUGGUCUGAGCGGGGCCGGCCGGCCGCCGUCCCUCCACCUCUCGCCGUGCGUGGGUAGAACGCGCGCGCCGCGGUCCACGCGCCGCUGCAAGUUACGUGUCGCCACUACUUCUGCUUUCAUAUUUUGUAAAGCUUUCCCGAAGGUCGUUCUCGGUAAAUACAACGCGAAAUGGUU